CGCUUCGGUUGUUGCUUUGCGUCGCUUCCCGCGGGGAACUGUUUGAAGGGUAGGGGAAACUUUGAAAGUUGGAAGCUGCAGACCCGGUUCUUUUUCUUACUGCAUCUGAAGGUAUGGGUAGCAAGAAACUGAGACGAGUGGGUUUAUCACAAGAGCUGUGUGAUCGUCUGAACAGACAUCAGAUUGUUACCUGUCAGGACUUUCUAUGUCUUUCUCCAAUGGAGCUUAUGAAGAUGACUGGCCUUAGUUAUCAAGGUGUCCAGGAACUUUUGUGUGUGGUGAGCAGGGCCUGUGCCCCACGGAUGCAAACGGCUUAUGAGAUGAAGACACAGAGGUCUGCUGCUCCCUCGCCGGCAUUCUUAUCUACAACCCUUUCUGCUUUGGAUGCAGCCCUGCAUGGUGGUGUGGCUUGUGGCUCCCUCACGGAGAUUACAGGCCCACCAGGUUGUGGAAAAACUCAGUUCUGUAUAAUGAUGAGCAUUUUGGCAACAUUACCUACCAACAUGGGAGGAUUAGAAGGAGCUGUUGUGUACAUUGACACAGAGUCAGCAUUCAGUGCUGAAAGACUGGUUGAAAUAGCAGAAUCUCGUUUUCCCAGAUACUUUAAUAAUGAAGAAAAAUUACUUUUGACAAGCAGUAAAGUUCAUCUUUAUCGGGAACUCACUUGUGAUGAAGUUCUACAAAGGAUUCAAUCCUUGGAAGAAGAAAUUAUUUCAAAAGGAGUUAAACUUGUGAUUAUUGAUUCUGUUGCUUCUGUGGUAAGAAAAGAGUUUGAUACACAACUUCAGGGCAACUUGAGAGAAAGGAACAAGUUUUUGGCAAGAGAAGCAGCCUCUUUGAAGUAUUUGGCUGAGGAAUUUUCAAUCCCAGUUAUCUUGACGAAUCAAAUUACAACCCAUCUGAGCGGAGCCCUAGCUUCUCAGGCAGACCUGGUGUCUCCAGCUGAUGAUUUGUCCCCUUCUAAAGGCACUUCUGGGUCCAGUUGUGUGACAGCUGCACUAGGAAACACCUGGAGUCACUGUGUGAACACCCGGCUGAUUCUCCAGGACCUUGGUUCAGAGCGAAGACAGAUCCUCAUCGCCAAGUCCCCUGUGGCUCCCUUCACCACAUUUGUCUACACCAUCGAGAAGGAAGGCCUGGUUCUUCAAGGUCACCCCAGGGCAACUGAUUAGUGUGUCCUCCCAGAUCCGGAUUCUGAAAGCUAGCGCUGGCCUCAGCCUCAGGCCUGUCCCUCCAGCAAGACACGCGGAGCCUCAUGUCCAUCAGGACCUGUGGGUCUGGGAAGGUUUCGCUGCCUGAUGGAGGGAGAGCUGGGACCGCAGUCAGCCCACAUCUCGUCAAACUGCCCGGCCAGCUGGCAUGCCCCAGGCUCAGGUGGGGCCAAGGUGACAGCUGUUAAAAAAUGGAACGAGUUCUCCACGGGUAGGUGACAAGCUUGAAACCAGUCUGGCCACUCCUCACAUCGACACCUGUAAUUCCACCUGGCUGCCGGCAUGCGGGUGUUCCCAGCCCCUGCCCUGCAGGGCUUGGGGUCACUGUCUCAGAGUCUGGUUCCCAGAACAAAGCAAGCCUAGAGAUGUCGGGUCUUCGGCUGAAGGAAGACCUGCUGCCUUAUGUGGGUUGCCCAUUUCCUGGGAGGGCCAUCCAGUCUUAAUUCCUCCAUGUCCCUGCAGCCUUCUACCUGACUGUCUGACGAUACAGACUCACCUCUCAGGGUAUGUCUAAUGCUGAGCUAACCACCAACUACUGCAGACCACCGUGGGCGACCUGACGCUGACCGUGACCAUGGCAGUAGGGGGCAGGGAGGCUUCAGGAUGUCCCAUCUUCAACACCCUCAUCAUGAUGGGCCUUUCCAGAGGGACGAUGGGUGGGUGGCUGAGCUCAGCCACACCUAAGGAGGUCAAGGCAGCCACUGUCCCCUCUCCCUCCAUUGUGCUAGUGUCACCAGCUGCAAUGUACCCAGAGCCCUGUCUUCUCUCCUGCCUACUGAAACAAGUUAAAGCCCUGCCUCUUGUCUGUUCAUGUUCUGGAGGCUGAGUUGUGACACUUUCCCCACAAUGGAUUAAGGGAGGCUGCUAGACGAAGUCAGCCACAGUGGGAUGAGCUUGGGUUCCAACAACAGGUGACACGUGUGAGGACUGUGGGGAGUGGAGGCUGGAAGAAGACUGGAAAGCACGAGCGAGAGAACAAUGGUCCCCUGUGCCGGGCUCACCAAGCUGGGCAUGCUGAACGGCAGCCGCCACGCAGAGUCUUGAGAAUGUCCCCUUCUGUAUGCCUCACUUGUCACACACGCACCAACAAAGAGGAAGAGGGGAGCCGUCCCCUUGGCUUUUCUAUUCCUAAGUCCCUCCAGAACCCUCCUCCAACAUGGACACUUCUCCAGAAACAACUAUAUGGUGACAUCACAACCAGCAAUCCUUCUGAUGGUUAAAAUCAAUUCAACAUCAACAGCCCUGUGACUCUGACGCUCUGCUUCCCUGGGGUUUGCCCCUUUGUGUGUAUGUGAGGGGCAAGGAGGUGAGUGGGGGAGAUGCAGUUGCUGGUUUCAUCCUGCUGCUCCCCAGGGUUUCCCACAACAAGUAUCUGCAAGAGCAUCUCUCCCCUCGUUGCUCAGAUGUGCCCGGUUCCUGCUACCAUGUGAGGCUCUGGCUUUGCUUGGGGAGAACUUUACGGAUCCCGAAUGGUCAUCGGACUUGCAGUCUUGAGCCCUGGGGAGGUGGAAGUGAUCGGCCAGCCAGGUGCCCAACACAGUUCUCCUGUCACCUCCCUUUUCUCCUGUCACUAGUGGAUCCCACUGUAGGAAUGGAGCCUGGAAACUAGAACGGUGCGGAGCCUGGCAGAGUGGGCUGCUAGCGACUUUCAGAUGGUCAAAGGGAAGCCCACUCUCCCUGUUCUCCAAAGGUCCCCAUCCCUGAGGGGCCUGGCCCAGCCUUCUUUCCAGAUGGCUGUGAUGUCGCGUCCCCUCCUUAUAAGGAGGGAGGAAGUGGAUAUUUUCCAGGACCUCAAGGACCAAACCCCCUCCCUAUCUCAGGAGGCCCUGCUUUCAUGGGCUGAUAGGGGAACAGCAAAACCCCAGAGGCCUAAACUGCACCAUAAAUGUGAGGGCAGAGGUGCAGUGGAGGGGGGAGGGGUGUGUGUGUGUUCAAGGGAAGGGAGGGAGGAGGAAGCAGGUCUUCCUUGAAUUCAAAGGGAGGACUCUGUCACAAGAAGAGGACUGAGUGGCCCCAAAUGCUUUAAACAUAUGUAUCCCAAUUUUCAAAUAAUCACAGUAGUAAAACUAAUGAUUUUUUGGCUCUCGUUCAGGGAAAUCUUCCUCUGUGCUAGACACUUAGCAUAUAUUUAUCUCAUUUAAUUCUGUGAGGAUCUAUGGGGUACAAGUAUUAUGUAAUUUUUCAUGUGGAUUUGCCAUGUGCUAGAUACUGUUCAAAGUGCCUGACAUCGAUUCACAACAUUCUAUUUGCUGUUAUCUCAUUGUACAGAUGAGGAAACUGAGGCACUGAGCAUUUUGACAUUGAUUUCCUUUGGCAAAUGUAAAUCAAACACCUCUUGUGCGUUAGGCACUGCACUAGUGGCUCCAUGUGGGACCCAGGGUUGAAUCAGACAUCGAUCUUAUCCUCUGGGUAUCAACAAGGUCCACGGCCAGGACCAGCAGAAUGGGCUCAGGGUGGGAUUCCAGAACUUGAAAUGGGGAAUGAUGAAAAUAGGGCCUCCUAAGGUAUCCCAGAGAGAUGGGCACACCAGGAGGUCUCCCAAGCAGGAACCCAAGCACAGGACCAAGACAGAACCUGUUGUCAGACUGAGGAGCAGCAGCAGGACAGACAGAACCAGGUCCAUUUUAUUCUGCCUGCAGUAGGGCCUGAAGAGCAGAGACUGCAGGUCGGGGCCAAGUCGUCUCAGUGGUAGAGAGAAGGAAACUGUAGAAGAGACCAAACAGGGCCCGUCCUUGUGGGCUUCAAUGAGGAAAAGAGAUAAGAUCUGAUGAGACAGGGAGGAAAUUCAUGUCCUUAGUGUAACAGGCUGGCAAAUGGGCAUUGGGCUCCUCCUCCUCAGUUACAAGAAGCCAAGAUGCAGCUGCCUGGCACCAGGGCUGGUUGGAAGUGGGGGACUUCUCUGGGCUGGUUGAGAAUGGCCCCACUACUGUCCAAUUAUGGACGUGAAGAGAGGCUCCCACUGCCGUUGCACACAUCGCCAUCACCCAGGAUGGGAAUAUUGAUCUGUUCCCAGCCCCCUCGCUAUAAACUUCCUAAACUUCCCCAACAUCGGUCUCCAGCGUGGAAGAAAGACGGGGGUAACCAGGGGAGGUGGUGGAAGAUAGCCAUGUUCUGUUGCAGUAAAUCUUUCCCAGAAGCCCUGCCUGUUUUCCUAGAAGAGGAGACAGCUGAGCUCAUCAGCCUGGGCUGGAACGGCCCAGAAAGAAUCCUUCCCAACCCCCAGAAGACCCCUGAGCAGCUUGGGAAAGGAAAGGCUCCCUGGGGUGCUUUGUUUGUGGACGUGGGACUGUCAGACUGGGCAGGGAUGUCUGGUGACACAGGCGAGCAGCUGAGAGGGAAGGAGGGCCCUUGGAGGUAGGACGAACAUGUUUGCCUAAGGGGGAUCUUGUGAUCUGCCCAGCCCCCCACCCCCACUCUCUUUAAAGAGCUGACUUCAGGGUUUUUAUACGCACUGGAGACUACAAUUUCCUCUCCCAGAAACCCCAGUAAACUGUGAGUGAGUGUGCUUGUGCACGCGUGUGCGGUGCAUGCACGCGUCAGUGUUCUUCCCCACCUAUUUUUAAUUUCUCCUACUUUGCACAUUUUAGCCACCAUAUGCAUUCCCAUGACACUUCCCUUUAACUCUUCCUCUCCGUGAAGUCUUCCUCUACAGGCCUCUUUUGGAAGCCUCAGGGCCUCAGAGGAUUGGCAAGAGGGUCUUAGACUUUGCCCUGAAACGAGAAUUUCUUCCUUCGAGAUCUCAUCAUUUAACGGCCGGUGCUGAAGAUGUGGGCAGGGCUGCUGAGAUGGGAAGGGGGCAACGGCACAGGAGGUGACCACUGAUCUGCCCCCCACUGACCCAGCCUUCUAGGUGUGCAGCACGUACCCCUCCACCUCGGAGACGUCCUCUCUGGCUUCCUCUGGGCUGAAGUCCCAGCACUAUGGAAACUGGAGGUGUCUAGGCACACCCCCAUGUGGCAGCUUGAGUUUCCUGAAGUCAGGUUGAACUGGGAACCAGUGACCUAGAUUUUGCCCCAGAUUCUCAGCUGGGAGUUUGCUCAGUGCUCUCCUCUGACUAGGCCAAACCCAGUGUUUGGGUAAACUCCUUGUCGUGCUGGGAGCCUGAGCCUUUGCACUAUUCCCCUCGUGACUAGCUAUCUAACGGAGCAGAACAGCGACACCGACAAUACUAAACAUGGAAGAUGAUUCAAAAUGAUGGGUGAUUCAGUCCAGAAUGCAUGCUUCCCGCUGCCUUUACUGACUUAGCCUUGCUAAUUACAAGCUUCCCCAGCUAUUACAAUGAUCUCACCUCUCCUGUCAAAAAGAUGACCAGGUCUAUGGGGAACCAGGUAAGGGACCCCGUUUUGUCUCAUAUAAGACAUCUGUGAAGAAAUAAGUUGCAUACAGCUAUCUUUUUACAUUAAUGAAUGUUUCUGCACAAUUGAGAGAACUUUCAGGACUGCUCAAGCUUGAGUAGAUUAUUUAUCCUUGUGUUUUGAGCAAGGAUUUUCAGGGGAGGGAGUCAACUGCGAUGCAGUUUCUCUGGCCAACAAAUGGCCGAUAGCUUUUGAAGAAGGACCAAGUGACUUGUGACCAGGACAAUGAAGCAGCCUGAGUUAGUUUCCCCAGUGUGUACAAAUUGUUAUCUACAAUAGCAAAAAAAAAAAAAGAGGGGCACAACCUAAAUGUUUACCCAUAGGGUAUUAGUUGAAGGAACAUCUGUAUGAUGGAAGACUAAGCAGUCAUUAGAAUUAUGUGCUAGAAGAAGGCUUAUCUCACGGGAAAAUGUUCAUAACAUAUCAUUAAAGGGAAAAGCAGAUUACAAGGCAGUAUAUACAGAAUGUAGCAGUUCUGCAAGAAAAAAAAACACACAUUUUUUAACUGGAAGAAUAUGAAUAAAAACAUUAACAGUGCUGCCUCUGGG
Messenger RNA from Camelus dromedarius (Arabian camel), 6114 nucleotides. RefSeq names its product RAD51 paralog B (gene RAD51B). Gene Ontology annotation, biological process: double-strand break repair via homologous recombination. NCBI's taxonomy places the organism in Eukaryota, Metazoa, Chordata, Mammalia, Artiodactyla, Camelidae. The coding region runs from base 114 to 1172 and encodes 352 amino acids. Gene Ontology annotation, molecular function: double-stranded DNA binding; four-way junction DNA binding; single-stranded DNA binding. The record is from RefSeq and is a predicted model, not a curated record. The transcript is spliced from 11 exons. Gene Ontology annotation, cellular component: Rad51B-Rad51C-Rad51D-XRCC2 complex; replication fork.